AUGCUUUUGUGCGUUGGGAAUUUUUUUGGCUCUACUUCAGAGGCAGAAUGGGCAGACUAUCGCACAGGGGCCAAGAAAGCUCCAAUUCCAACCUAUGUGCUCGGUGCUAAUGACGAAGUGACUGUGAGCUACUUUCCAGACAUCGGUGGCUGUGAAUUAGCUGAGAACAUCAUUUAUUUAGGCCGUCGAGGUCUUUACAGUGGUACUUCUGGACUGCAGAUCGCAUACCUGAGUGGUACCGAGUCCCAGGAUGAGCCAGCUCCUGCCUACAGUUUUAGCGCAAAGGAUGUGGCAGAACUAAAAACAACUUUGUUAUCAACUGCAAACUUUAAAGGUGUGGAUAUAUUGCUGACAUCCCCCUGGCCCAGAGAUGUGGGAACUUUUGCCAACAAUGCGGGAGAAAUAGAUACCAAGAAAUGUGGCUCCAAGUUAGUGGCUGAUCUAGCUGCGAGUCUCAAACCAAGGUACCACUUUGCUGCUCUGGAGAAGGCCUAUUAUGAAAGACUUCCUUACAGAAAUCACACAGUGCUACAGGAAACCCCACAGCAUGUGAGCAGGUUUAUUGCACUUGCUGAUGUUGGCAAUACAAGCAAGAAAAAGUAUCUCUAUGCCUUCAGCAUUGUUCCGAUGAGCUCAAUGGACCCUGCAGAGCUAGUGAAACAGCCACAGGAUGUCACCGAAAAUCCAUACCGAAAAUCACAGAAGGAGGCACAGAAGACCAAAGCACCCUUGUGUGCAGAGGAAGAAUCAGCUUGUCAGUUUUUCUUUGAUUUGAACAAGCAACAGGGAAAGAAACGUCCCUCAGAUGGAAAAGAGAGAGGGAACUCGCAACCUAAGCAAGCCAAAAAACCCCCACAGCCCACAGGGCCCUGCUGGUUCUGCCUUGCCAGCCCAGAAGUUGAGAAGCACUUGGUUGUUAGUAUUGGCACGCAUUGCUAUCUUGCCCUGGCCAAAGGUGGCUUAUUACCUGAUCACGUCUUGAUUUUGCCCAUUGGGCACUAUCAGUCAGUGGUUGACUUGUCUUCAGAGGUGGUGGAAGAAGUGACCAAGUACAAGUCUGCCCUAAAGGAAUUCUUCAGAAGCAAGGGAAAGAGAUAUGUCCUGUUUGAAAGAAACUAUAGGAGUCAGCAUCUGCAGUUACAGGUGGUUCCUGUCCCAUUGGACCACUGUACUUCUGAAGACAUUAAAGAGUCCUUUAUCGCACAGGCACAGGAACAACAGAUCGAAUUACUAGAAAUCCCAGAGCACUCGGAUAUCACGCAAGUGGCGCAGCCAGGGACGCCCUACUUCUACGUGGAGCUGGACACGGGGGAGAAGCUCUUCCACCGCAUCCGCGGCCGCUUCCCGCUGCACUUCGGCAGGUCGGUGCCUCCCCCCGGUGCCUCCUCCCCGGCCCCGGAGGAGGUGGCGCAGCCAGGGACGCCCUACUUCUACGUGGAGCUGGACACGGGGGAGAAGCUCUUCCACCGCAUCCGCGGCCGCUUCCCGCUGCACUUCGGCAG
Molecule: messenger RNA, 1502 nt
Organism: Leptosomus discolor (cuckoo roller)
Lineage: Eukaryota; Metazoa; Chordata; Aves; Leptosomiformes; Leptosomidae
Source: RefSeq, a predicted model, not a curated record